This is a messenger RNA of Loxodonta africana (African savanna elephant), 11234 nucleotides long. RefSeq names its product zinc finger protein 502 (gene ZNF502). The transcript has 2 exons. The record is from RefSeq and is a predicted model, not a curated record. Gene Ontology annotation, biological process: regulation of transcription by RNA polymerase II. The coding region runs from base 5897 to 7525 and encodes 542 amino acids. Lineage: Eukaryota; Metazoa; Chordata; Mammalia; Proboscidea; Elephantidae. Gene Ontology annotation, molecular function: RNA polymerase II cis-regulatory region sequence-specific DNA binding; DNA-binding transcription factor activity, RNA polymerase II-specific.
UGCCCCCUGGGCCGCCGUGCGCGUCGGGGGCGCCCUCCCCAGUUCCGGCCCGGCGGGGAGCCUCCGAUUCUCUUGGUGAGCGAGCUGGGCCCGGGGGAAGGAAAAGGACGGGUUCCGAGCGGGAGCUGCCUGCGCGUGCAGCUCGAGACGCGGGCGCUCCCAGCCUGCAGCCUCAGCGGUGCAGUCCCCAGGGCCCGGCACACAGGAGAUGUCUAAUAAAAUGAUGGAAUAGGGAAAUGAAUAAAUGAUGAUUGAGUGAUGAGUGAAUGAACAAAGGAUAGGAGCCGUGUCCGGAAACGAAAUCCUCGGGCUCAGUCAGAUUUCUCGGUCCGGAUACCAGCCUCUGCCACUCGCCAUCCAGAGUCCCAUCCCACGCUGCAGCUCAGACACUUGCUUAGGAACCGGCCCCAUAGGAGACGGCGUGUAAAGCGCACUGGGCUGGGAGUCUCAGGACCUGGGUUAGAAUUCCCGAGUAUACAGUCUGUUCCUACAUCUCCAAGUUGGAUUGCCUAGUUAUUCAUGCCUUGCUUUCUUCGCAAGACUCAAUAGCAUGUAUGUGGUAGCAUGUAUGUCUUGCAAAAAAAAUGAUACUGACUGUAUUUGCCAAACAUACAGAAUUCAGAGGCGUGUUACAAAAUGAGUGACGUUGUAGCUUGCCAAAUUGGAAGAUGCCCCCAGACUAGUGCUGGGAGCCAAUAGUUGUGAUAAUAUGUAAAAGUACAUUUAUUUGGCACUUACCAUGUGCCAGGCAAGGAGCCUUGGCUGCUAACUGAAAGGUUGGCAGUUCGAACUCACCAACCCAACCGUCUUUUCAGGAGAGAACACCUGGCAACCUACUCCCGUAACGAUUUCAGCCUAGGAAACCCUAUGGGGCAGCUCGUCCCUUUCAUAUAGAGUCGCUGUGAGCCCUGGUGGCACAGUGGUUAAGUGCUCAGCUGUUAACUGAAAAGGUCGGUAGUUGGAUCCCACCAUCAGCUCCCUGGAGACAGAUGUGGCAGCUUCUGUAAAGAUUAAUUACAGCCUUGGAAACCCCAUGGGGCAGUUCUCCUCUUUCCUUCCUGUAGGGCUGCUGUGAGUCAGAGGGGACUCAUUGGUGUUUGGUUUUUGAGUUCGAAUGGCACACAACAACGUGCGACAGGCAAUGUUCGGAGCAGUUGUGCUAAUUUAUUUAAUCUUCACAACAAUCUGUCAUCUGCAGUUUUUAAUGAAGAAGUUGAGGCACAGAGAGAAUACAUAACUUGUGGAAGUGCCCACUGCUCCUAAUGACCCAAGGCUGCAGAUGUGAUAGGUACAAGAUGCCUUCUAUGAGUUAACUGGUUUAAUCAAGGAUUCACAGAAUGUUAGAGCUGGAAGGACUCAUAGACACUAUCUAAUUUGUCACCUUUUUCAGAUCACUACCCUGUCUUCGGUGCCCACUCACCUGGGCUGUGGCUGAGUGAAGUUUCCUGACCCCUUUUUCAUCUCAUUCAGAAUGGGAGGCCAGUACCACAUAUCCACUGGAUCUCUCACUUUUUAAAUAGCAAUUUUUUUCUUAUUACAAAAAUAAUGCAUGUUUUUUGUAGGAAAAGUGAAAUAUAUAGAAGAGUGUAAAGUACAAGGCAAAAUCAUCUGUUAACUGACCUAGAGAUAAAUGUUAAUAUUUUGGUGAUUUUUCUUCAUACCCUUUUCUAUGUGUGUGUUUGUUUGUAUCUGUGUAUUAGUAAUAGUUUCUGUUUACCGAAUGCUUACUUAGUGCUAGUAUAUGUGUUUAGUGCUAGUAUAUGUGUUUAUAAUUUUUGUUUACACUGUUUUAUAUCAUCCUGUUGUAACAUUGUAUUUUCUCAUGAAUAGUCUUAGAAAACUUGAUUUUCAGUAGCUUCAUAAUAUUCUAUCAUAUUGGUAUGCCAUCAUCAGUAUGCCUGUUUUCAUUUACCUGGUUUUUACAAUUGUAGUCACGAUUUGAUCUUUGUAUAUAAAUCUCUGUGCCAGAUUCUCACUGUGUUUUUUUCACUUUUUCCUCUGAUUACAGAGGUUAUUCAUUUUUGUGGGAAAACUUUGAAACAUUACAAAAAGGCCUUAAAAGUAUACCAUACCCUUAUCUCUUAGAGAUAAUCACAGUUAACAAUUUGAUGUAUAUUCUUAGAGGUUUAAAAAAUUACAAAACUAAAUGUAGGUAUAGAGGAAGUUUAGGAAAUAGCAGAGAAAAACAUUCAGAAUUCACAUGUCACCACAGUGAUGAUUACUUUUCUUUCUUGAUCUCAUUCAUAUGAGUAUUUUAACAUAUAUAUGUUAUGUUGUACUUCAGAAUUUUAAUAUCCUGUUUUUUUUUUCAUACACUAAAACAAAUAUUUUCCCAAAUAGUCACAUAUAUUCAUUUUUAAUUAUCUUCAUAGCUAUGUAAUUUUUCACCAAGUGGAAAUACUGUAAUUUGCUAAACCUCACUGUUCAACAGUAAAACAAUGAUAAUUUCCAACAACACCAUAGGGGAUGUUUUUAUAGGAUGUUUUUAUAAAAUAAUUUAGUUUUUUUUUCCUUUUGGGGAAGUUACUUCUCUUUUUGAGAAAGUUCUAGCAGUAGAAUUUCUGGGUCAAAAGAUAUAGGGAUUUUUAUGACAUACUAAUUGCUUUGAAGAGUUUCUGAGAGACAUUGCAAGGGUUGUGUGUACUGAACAUGUCUUCUGUGUCAUGACCUCCCAACUACAACCCAUGUAUUUUAUCAAAUCACUUCCAGAAAGAUGCUACCAGUUUAUAUUCCUACCAGUGGUGUAGGAAAACCUCUUUCCUUGCACUUUUGCCAGUCUUGAAUUUUAACAUUAAAAAUAAGAUUUCUAAUUUGACAUUAAAAUUUACCAUUGUUUCAGUGCCCAUUUCUUUGAUUACCACAAAGAUAGAACUUUGUCUUGAUAUGUUUAUUGGUCUUUUGUCAUUCUUGUUAUAUUUGUUGUACUUUUCCUCUUUUCUAUCAGUUUACCUUUUUGCUAACUCAUUUAUAAAAAGUCUUUAUGAGAUCUAUCUACCCCUUGACAUAGAUCAAAGAUACUUUUCCUAGCUUGUCUUUUAAUUUUAUUUGUGAGUAUUUUAGAUAUAUAGAAAUUUUUUCCCCCCGUGGUCAAAUUUAUCCAUUGUCUCCUUUGUUGUUUGUGCUUUUUUGCAUAAUGCUUAGAAAAGUCUACCCUAACCCCAUAAUGAAACAAUCAUUUGUUAACAUUUCAUUUGUGGUUUCAUUUUUUAUACCUAACUCUUCUAUCAGUUUGGAUUUGUUUUGGUAUGUGGAGUGGGGUAGGACCCUCACUAAGUGUUUUUAUUCCAAGUGGUUAAGCACCAGUCCCAGCGUAAUUUAUAAAUAAUCUUUUUUUAUUACCAUACAUGUCAGCUUAAGGUGUUUCGAAUCUUUUAAAUCAAAAUCAUAGUUAAACUUCAAUUUAAACUUAUGGAUUCACUGCCGAGGUUUUUCUAGCCACACUUCUUUGAUAAUCUUAACUGUUGCUGCCAUGAUUUCAAUUAAUGACUUUAUGGCAAAAUUAGAUACAUGUUUUCAGCCCACACCUCUCGCCUCCACUCUAGACAUGUAUGUCCUCCUCUAAACUUGGAUUUUUCAAAACUAAAUGCAUUUUAUUCCUCCCCAAGCCAGUGUUCCCACGCUGACUAAAGGGGACUGGUUUCAAGUUGCUUAAGCCAAAAACUGGUGAAUUACCCUUGACUCCUCUCUUGAACACCUCUGCUCAAUGUGCAGCCAGGCUGGCUGAUUUUGUCUCUUAGUUAGUCUAGUUCCCUUACUGGAUUAUUGAAACAACUUCCCUAGAGGUCUGCCAGUGUUCGUCUUUCCCUCUCCACCCCCAACCCUUUACACACAAUCCAUUCCUUGCACUACAGGCAGAGGAAUGUGUUUUUUUUUUCUUAAAACUUCCGUUUUUAAACCUUUUUAUGCCCCUUCUAUGGCUUUCUGCAGCUUCUAAGGUAAAGUCCUUAAAAUGGCUUGCAGGGUUCUAUAUGAUUUAGUCUCUGAUUGCCUGGGGCUUCCUGUCUCAUUUCUGGUGCUUAAUACUUUGGCCUUACUGGCUGUCUUUCAUUCUUCCAAAGUGCUAAGCUUGAUUCCUUUUGUAUAUUAUGUUCUAUCUCUCUGGUAUAUUCUUUUCUCUUAUCACCUGUCUAAUGCCUAUUCCUUUUUUAGAGAGCCUUAAUUUCCCAGACUAGGCUAGGUCCCCGUUUCCCUACAUUCUGUAGCAUUCUGUACUUUUGUACCUCCCAUGUUUGUAAUUACUGGUUUAAUGUCUUUGUGUGGCUAUGAUGUAAGCUUCAAGCAGAUAGGGUUGUGUCCUGUUUGUUCUCCAGUGUCCAGCACUGUUACACCUAAAUCUCAGUCUACUGCAUGAGUCUCUGUAGGGUUGUGUGGUAGCUGGCAGGCCCCCUUUCUGUCUUGUUAUGGAUUGAAUUGUGUCCCCCCAAAAUGUGUGUCAACUUGGCUAGGCCAUGAUUUCCAGCAUUGUAUGGUUGUCUACCGUUUUGUGAUCUGAUGUGAUUGUCCUGUGUGUUGUAAAUCCUAACCUCUAUGAUGUUAAUGAGGCAGGAUUAGAGACAGUUAGGUUAAUGAGGUGGGACUCAAUCUACAGGAUUAGUUUGUAUCUUGAGUCAGUCUCUUUUGAGAUAUAAAAGAAAGAAUCAAGCAGGUAGCAAGGGGACCUAAUACUGCCAAGAAAGAAGCAACAGAAGUGGUGUACAUCCUUUGCACCUGGGGUCCCUGUAUUGAGAAGCUCCUAGAUCGGGCAGAUUGAUGACAAGGACCUCCCCCCAGAACUGAUAGAGACAGAAAGCCUUCCCUGGGAGCUGGCGCCCUGAAUCUGGACUUCUAGCCUCCUGGACUGUGAGAGAAUAAAUUUCUGUUUGUUAAAGUCAUCCACUUGUGCUAUUUCUGUUACAGCAGCAAUAGGUAACUAAGACAUGCCCCUUCUGUGUAAGAGGAUCAGGAAAGCCCAGAUAGGAUCCUCUUAGAUCUUCAGAAUCAAAUGGAGAGGCACAGAUUUUAAUGAGAAGACUAUAGGACCAGCCUCAUUAUGUAUUUUAGCUGUCUCAUUCUGUUCUUCCAUACUUGCAGAGCUUCUGACUCUGGUAAAAAUCCAUUUCUCUGUCUUCUUACUUCCUUGAAAUAAUGUUAGCAAUUCUUUUCACGCCGGGGUUAUAUGGAGAGACAUUUCAAACACCAGGCUUCACAGAAAUUCUCUGUACUAUCUUUGUAACUUUUUUGUAAGUCAAAAAACUAUUUCAAAAAUUUUUUUUUUGUUGUUAAAAAACUACAGCCUACACUCUUAAUUGAGCUGUGUCUGAAGAAAAACUGUUUAAUUGGUAUAACAUCCAAGGACAGUCGGUCUAUCUCUGGUUUUUAUCAAGUAGAGAGGACUCCCUAACCACUGCCCAGGCCCCUGGACAUAUAGUGGGGGUGGAUGGAUCAGAUUUGAUGCAUUAGCUUUGCUAUAAGGCCAUUUCCUCACACAUCUUUUGAUUAUAUUGAUUGACUUUUCAUAUAGAUUAUUGUUUGAUAGAAUGUACUAAUUGACGUGAAUAUUCCUAUUCAUUUCAUAAUUAUCUUUAUCAUUGUAGGGUAAUAAAUGGCAGUCUGAUUUAUCCAUCAAGCUCUUGAGUAUUUGAUAGUAUCUUAGUCUGUCUGAAUCUGUCAAUUCUUGGACAGCUGACAAAUGGAGUUUGUGAACCCAGAAAAUUGCAAGCCAACUCCAAUUCGUGCUGAGGCACUCAUGUUGCUUCACCUUUGAUAUGAGUUAUUAGGGAGCAACCUUAGACAACUUUUACCAUUUUUUGUUUACUGGGACAGUUAUAUCCGUCCUCCCUUUUUUUCCCUCUGAGCAGGGUCCCUAGUUUUCCAGAUCUGAGGUGUUUUCCAGUCAAAGCAAAGAGAAGAUUUGUGGAUGUUGAAUAUGCAAGGAGCUGAAGAGAGAGGGAGUGCAAGAGUGACCAGCCCAGGUUGGGAGAACAGGCCUGCCCCAGAGCAAGAAGUCUCUGAAAUUGAUUCUCCAGGCGUAGUAGCAGAGAGAUUCCAAGAGAAUGAACACCAGGAUUCUACGUUUGUAGAAAAACAUGCAUGCGAGGGCAUGAAGGAAAGCCCUUCCAGAGAGCUUCCCAGGCCAUGCCUUUUCCAAGAAGGAGGCUUUGGGGGAAUAACCUUCAUCCACAAGGAAACAACUCCGGAAAUAAUUAGCCAAGACUAUAACCUCGAAAAAAGCUUGCUUUCGACCUCAAGCCUUGUUCCACAUCUCAGGGUUUCUACAGAAGAGAGCCUGCAUCAGUGGGAGACCACUAGCAUACACACCAGUGAGAUUUCAGAGCAAAGUAAAUGCCCAACCCUCUCCACCCAGAAAAAAUCUUGGAAAUGUAAUGAAUGUGGAAAGACUUUUACUCAGAGCUCAUCCCUUACCCAACACCAGAGAACUCAUACUGGGGAGAGACCCUACUCAUGUGAAGAAUGUGGGAAAGCCUUUAGUCGUAGCUCAUUCCUUGUUCAACAUCAACGGAUUCACACUGGAGUGAAACCGUAUGGAUGUGAACAGUGUGGGAAAGUGUUUCGAUGUCAAUCAUUUCUUACUCAGCAUCAGAGAAUCCACACUGGAGAGAAACCUUAUAAAUGUCAUGAAUGUGGGAAUUCCUUCCGCAAUCACUCACAUCUCACUGAACAUCACAGAAUUCACACUGGAGAGAAACCUUAUAAAUGUCACAGGUGUGGGAAGGCAUUCCAUCAGAACACACACCUCAUUCAUCAUCAGAGAAUUCACACUGGUGAGAAGCCUUAUUUAUGCAAUAAAUGUGGCUCUUCCUUCCGGAAACACUCAAAUCUUACACAGCAUCAGAGAAUUCACACUGGGGAAAAACCCCAUAAAUGUGAUGAAUGUGGGAAAACCUUCCAAACGAAGGCAAACCUCUCUCAGCAUCAGAGAAUUCAUACUGGAGAGAAACCCUAUAAAUGUAAGGAAUGUGGAAAAGCCUUCUGCCAAAGCCCAUCCCUUAUCAAACACCAACGAAUUCAUACUGGAGAAAAGCCUUAUAAAUGUAAGGAAUGUGGCAAAGCUUUUACUCAGAGCACCCCACUCACUAAGCAUCAGAGGAUUCAUACUGGAGAGAGACCCUACAAAUGCAGUGAAUGUGGUAAAGCUUUCAUUCAGAGCAUCUGCCUUACUCGGCAUCAGAGAAGUCACACUGGAGAAAAACCCUAUAAGUGCAGUGAAUGUGGGAAAGGGUUUAAUCAGAAUACCUGUCUUACUCAGCAUAUGAGAAUUCAUACUGGUGAGAAGCCCUAUAAAUGCAAGGAAUGUGGGAAGGCCUUUGCACAUAGCUCAUCUCUCACUGAACAUCAUAGAACUCACACUGGUGAGAAGCUCUAUAAGUGUAGUGAAUGUGAGAAAACCUUCCGCAAGUAUGCACACCUCAGUGAACAUUACAGAAUUCAUACUGGUGAGAAGCCUUAUGAAUGCAUUGAAUGUGGGAAAUUCUUCAGACACAGUUCAGUCCUUUUCAGACAUCAGAAACUCCACAGUUGUGAAUAAUCCUGGCAUUUUAGGUAUGACAGCUUCUUUAGAGAGCAACUAGGAAUAUGGCUGUGGGGAAGAGGGGCAGAUGGAGUUCCUGAAGGCAAGGAGAAAGGAGUCUUUGCUACUGUGCUUGGAGAAGAGUAUUUCCAGAAAUGGAAGUGGGCACCUGGAGAAUGCAGAGCCUAUUUCUGGUUGGCAUCUGGGAAUACAGGGUAGAAAGGAAGUUCCUGCUUUUCCUAUAAAGUCUUGCAGGUUGCCGCUCCUUCAUGGCCAUGUACUUUGUAUCUUGAGUUAGCAUUUGUUAAGCUAGCACUUGUGUUUCCUUUGCUACAGCCCUACCCCACCUUGUUACUCCUGUUCUCUGGCCAGUUGGUUGAGGUGCUUUCCCAAACACUACUUGUCAUUCUGAAAGUGUUAACAGUUCUGAGGUAGUGCUGAGCAGCCUCCAAGUGUUUGAGGUAGCCCUCUCUGUGCUGCUGUGGGGAGGCUGCCUGACCUGUAGAGCACAGUGGGAAGUGGUCCUAUGAAUGGGAGACAGGAACAAGUGAAGAGCAAGAAUCUGUAUUCAAUAAUUUAGUAAAGGAAUAUGUGGCAAGAACUGGGCUGAUCCCUUCAGAUAUGCUAGUGAAGAAGUCUUAUCAGGGUGAGAAAUAUCUUUCCUGAUCUUUUCAAGCUUUGGAGGAAUUUGAGACUCAGAAGAAAGUAGGAGGUCAAGAGAGACUUCAGUGAUACCAGCUUGUGGAAAGGGAGAUAGGAAGAAGAAGGCCCAACUUCUGUACCAGAGGGAUACUGGCUUACCAGGGGAGAAUUGGUUUGAGCUAAGCUGUUGGUGAUAAGGCCUUUGAGGAGGAAGUCUGGGUGUGACAGAGCAAGGUACCAACAUAUUUGUGCCCCAGACUAAGGUUUACACCUGUGUCUUGUAUGUUUGGCGGGACCACUGGUUUGCAGCCAGGGCAGAGAACCCUUCUAGGAGUAAAAGGCCCAAGCAAAGUGGGACUCAAUUUGUUGGCCAUUAGGGAAGAGAAAACAUUAAUGGAGAAGACCCUUUAGGUUGGCUGGAGUUGGGGGAGGGAGGCUUUUGGGCUAGUUCUAAAGUGAGUGUUGACAGCUGUAGCUGAGAGGGUUGGAUUUCCUGUAAUUAGGCUGUUGGUGGCUAAAAUCAUAGAUUUUAUAUUCUCGUAUAUUCAUAUUCAAGAAUAUUACUUGAUGGUUGGGAAUAUUCAGGUAAACACUUACAAAAGGAAUUUGGAAAGACUUUUAGAGAGAAUUACCUGCUUUUAAAUUCCGAAAAAUCAAGAUAGCAUGGUUUGCCACAGACUAUGAUGACAUUUUAUUCUUUUGCAGGAAAAGGCAUGGGUUCCCCUUUGUUUUUCUAAUCUCUUUCAUGUUCUUUACUGCUAUCCAGAGACCGAGCUCUGGAACAUGGAGGAUAGCCUUUGGUAUUUGAAAUGAAGUUUCUGAACUCCAAGGCUUAGCCAGUUUUUAAAGCAUGACUUUUAAAAUGAACUAAGUUGAUUCUGAAACGGUUGGUUGUUCAGAACUGAGUUUUGAUUUUUCCAGAACUGUCACAUAAGCAUUGGUUUGGGGCAUUAAUUUCCAUUAAUGGGAAUGUGACAGAAAUAGUGUAUACACUGUCCCUGUCCAGCUGUGAAGAUGAUGCUCUGAAAACCUGCCACAGGGGAAUUCAUAAUUGAGAAUAUUAAUAUCUGUGGGAAAAAAUAAUACUAUGAAAACUUCAUACUCAUGAAAAAAAGUAUAUAUGUACAUACGCUAAUAAAAGCAAACCUCAAUGUAUCUGUAUUCCUAAGUGAAAAAUGGCAUACAGGAUUAAUUUCUGGUACAUAGUAAAUGUUCAGUAAGUAUUUAUUUAUUGAAUAAAUAUAUUUUAAUUAACCCUUGCUCAUCAAAAGAUUUUUAGGAACUUAUAUAUAAGAACUUAUAUAUAGGAACAUAUAUACUUAGUUAUAUAUAUAUAUGCUAUCUUUGGAGACUUCAGUGGAAAGUAGAAUAGGGCAAGAAUUUUUUUGAGGAAGAAAUGGAAAAAGCUUAGCUUAGACGUUAUCUCUAAGUUCUUGUGAGAAAUUUUCUAAAAUUUAAUCCUGAUGCUAAGGGAGUCUGGCACAUGUUCACAUCCUGGGGAAACAGGAAAGGAAGGAAAUCGUCGCUUCUUUGCACUGCCCUCACUUCGUACUCUCACUGAUGCACAUAUUUGGCAUUCUGAUUUUCUCUCACUUGCUGGCCCAUCAUGUACCUUGUCACUCCAGGUGGACCCCAAACCUAGCUAUUGCCCUUCCCCUCAAUCUUCUCUCUUAAUCAGUCUUCACAUCCAAUCAACCAAUGUACCCUGUUGGCAUUAUUUUCUAAAUCUGGAAGCCAUAUCCACUGCUUGCUUUAGGUCAGGUCUUCAGAGUUUAUUUUCUAUUUUCCUAACAGCUCUUCCAGUCUCUUGGCCCAUUAGGUCAUCUACGUUUCAUUUGGAUGAUCCUUCUCAGACAUAACUAUGGCAGCUUUAUUCUCUCAAAAUAAAGCCACAUGCCCUUAAAAAGUCAUCCAAGACUCCUCAUUUGGCCUGUGCUACAUCUCCAGCCUCAGCUGCCAUUCCCUGCCUUGCACAUUCUGUUCCAUAGUGCAAAUUCCUUGUGAUUCUACAACUGGACUCUAAGGUGCCAUUGAACGUACUGUUCCUGUUGCCUCAGAUUCCAUUCCCUGCUCCUCCUUGCAGCAAAACUCAUUGGUCAUGUAUAAAUAUGCUCAGGCAACGCCUCCUGAAAGCUGUCUCUAAUGUCAUUCACUUUGUAUUAUUUCUGUAUUCUUUUGUAUUGUAAUGGUUUGUUUACAAAUUUUCCUCUUCCCACUGGACUGUUAGCUCCACAGGACAUGUGAUAUUUACUCAUCUUCGUGUCCACAAUGUGUGGCACUUAAAAGGUGCUCAAUAAAUUUUUGUUGAACUCAGCUAAAAUAUUGAGUCAGACAUUUCUUCAUGCCAGCCAGCAGGUGGUGAUGUGGACCCAAAGUUACCAUUAGAAAACAGGAAUGGUGAGUGUGUGUGGCCAUGAAGUAUUUGCCAAGAGGAGAAUCCUGACCUGUUCCCCAAGACACACAGCAUGUAGUUGUAUUAAGUAGAGGACCCCAUAAGAAAACGUGGUGUUUUGUAGCAAAAAAAACAAAUUAGGCAUUUAAAAGUCCCAUCACAGUUAAAGUGCUGUCACAUAUGAGUUGAUGUUAGGUCAACAGGAAGAGAAGGAUUCACAUAGCUGCAGAGGCACAGCUAUGUCACCUGAAAUAUCUGUGACAUAUGAUAGGUAGGAUUUGACAAUGAUGCUGGCUUGACAGCAGAGCAAUUGGAGCUUAGAAAUCCCAAAGAGGAAACACUUCCUGAGCUCAUGGCCUGCACUGGAUAGUGAUAUGAUGAAAACUGGAAUGUGUUGCUGAUUCUUGGUGCACUGCAAUUUAAUUUGUAACUCCAGAAGGACACGGGGAGGAGGCCACUUUACAGCCUCAAAACAACAAGAGAAAGGUUACGGAACUAACGUCAGGUGAAGUUUCAACUCCAGUCCUUCUUGUCCCCUUCAUUCAGAUUUCUCUAUUGGUUAUACCUCUCCAUGGUGCCUCUUUACUUGUGGCAGUUACAGAGUGGAUCACUUACAGCUCCAAUCUUGCCCCACUCCUGAGGAUGGAGGAGCUCAAGAGAUAGAGAAACUUUUUGCCCUCAGGAUCUCAGACU